This is a messenger RNA of Limanda limanda (common dab), 1515 nucleotides long. It is a transcript of the gene dnajb6b, whose product is annotated as DnaJ heat shock protein family (Hsp40) member B6b. Gene Ontology annotation, molecular function: ATPase activator activity; Hsp70 protein binding. The transcript is spliced from 7 exons. Gene Ontology annotation, biological process: positive regulation of proteasomal ubiquitin-dependent protein catabolic process; protein refolding. The record is from RefSeq and is a predicted model, not a curated record. Lineage: Eukaryota; Metazoa; Chordata; Actinopteri; Pleuronectiformes; Pleuronectidae. Gene Ontology annotation, cellular component: endoplasmic reticulum membrane; cytosol. Bases 52 to 804 code for a protein of 250 amino acids.
UUUGUGAAUCUUCACACGAGACAGCACCCACAAACGCACACAGACAGAGCCAUGGCGGAAUACUACGACAUGUUAGGAGUCCGGAGAAAUGCAACGCAAGACGAAAUCAAAAAAGCUUACAGAAAAUUGGCAUUGAAGUGGCAUCCAGACAAGAACCCAGACAACAAGGAGGAAGCAGAGAGACAAUUCAAAGAGCUGUCAGAGGCGUAUGAAGUUCUCUCAGAUGAAAGUAAGAGGAGUAUUUAUGACAGAUACGGCAAAGACGGCCUUUCAGGAGGAGGAGGAGGAGGAAGAGGAGGAGGAGGAGGUCAUUACAAUCACUAUGACGGUUGCAGCUUCACAUUCCGUAAUCCUGAGGACGUUUUCAGGGAAUUCUUUGGUGGCAGAGAUCCUUUUGCAGAUUUGUUUGCCGAAGAGCCUUUUGAUUUCUACAGAGGCAACUGCAGUCGCCAGGGGGGAACGGGUCACACCAGGAUGGGCGGCCCCCUCUUUGCUUUUGGGGGCUUCCCAGCUUUCGGGCACGGCUUCCCAGCGUUUGAAACAGGUUUUAGUUCGUUUGGAGAAAUGGGCGGAGGAGGCGUCACCUCCUUCUCCUCUUCGUCCUUUGGCGGCGGCGGCGGGGGAGGAGGGAUGGGUAAUUUCAAAUCAGUGUCGACCUCCACAAAGUUCAUCAACGGCAGAAGAAUUACAACAAAACGGAUUGUGGAGAACGGCCAAGAGCGAGUGGAGGUGGAGGAAGAUGGCCAGUUAAAAUCUCUUACAGUUAAUGGUAAGGAGCAGAUCCUAAGACUGGAUAACAAUUAAAUAUCACGCCACGAGAUUUGAUCGACACUCCGUUUUCACACCUGGAAAAAAACAAAACUGGCCGAGUGACGGUGUUUGCUACCGACGGGUCGGUCUCUCCUCUCUCUGUCUUCCUGCGUCUCAUUCCUGCAAGAACACUUUUCUCAUUCCGGCUUUAGCUGCAGGUGGAGGCACAAGAGACGUUCAGUGUUUGUAUAUUUGUAUUUGUUCCACCAUCACAGGGGAGGGGACCAGCUUUGCUGCGAUUUGUGCUUUUUGUUUCCUACAAUAAUUGAAUUGUACUUUUACCUCCGCCACAUGCACAAGGCUGCGUUUGUGCUCGAUAUAGAUAUAAUCUUUUUUUUUGCCUGUUGAGCUGGAUAUUUCAGGAGACGCCGUACACAUGGACUUCCAAAUCAUUUCUGCUCUUCUCACUUGAACAGUUUCACAAGUGAACGAUAAAAGCUUUACCCCUCGGCCCAAAUUUUUCUUUAACUUGAAACUCACCUUGCUAACCUGUUAGCUUUUUACCAUGACCAUGUGUGUGUAACAUGAAUGAGACAUUAUUAAUAAAUUAAUCUGUUUGCAUAUUUGAGAGAUGUUUUUUUGCGCAUGAGGCUGAUUCCAGGAGGCUGCUUCGUAGUUUCACUGUAACUCUGUCAGCAGAAUGUGCACUUUCACUUUAAUACUGUCACCGGAGACACAGGGAACAACUUUUUGCCCUUUGUUGAA